This is a messenger RNA of Hemiscyllium ocellatum (epaulette shark), 2286 nucleotides long. Its product is annotated as adhesive plaque matrix protein-like. Bases 1 to 2286 code for a protein of 761 amino acids. Gene Ontology annotation, molecular function: methyltransferase activity; 2-oxoglutarate-dependent dioxygenase activity. The record is from RefSeq and is a predicted model, not a curated record. Lineage: Eukaryota; Metazoa; Chordata; Chondrichthyes; Orectolobiformes; Hemiscylliidae. The transcript has 3 exons.
AUGGCUGAGACUGUAAAGUUCCUGGGAGUGAUGAUCACCAACAAUCUGGCCUGGUCCAUCCAUGUUGAUGCGACAGUCAAGAAAACACAACAACGACUCUACUUCCUCAGGAGGCGAAGGAAACUCAGCACGUCCCCAGUCAUAAGUGACUACAAGCCGUCCACCCUGCCUCCACACCUCCACACUAGUGACUACAGGCCCUCCACCCUGCCUCCACAUCUCCACACUAGUGACUACAGGCCCUCCACCCUGCCUCCACACCUCCACACUAGUGAUUACCGGCCCUCCACCCUGCUUCCACACCUCCACACUAGUGAUUACAGGCCCUCCACCCUGCCUCCACACCUCCACACUAGUGACUACUGGCCCUCCACCCUGCCUCCACACCUGCACACUAGUGACUACAGGCCCUCCACCCUGCCUCCACACCUCCACACUAGUGAUUACAGGCCCUCCACCCUGCCUCCACACCUGCACACUAGUGACUACUGGCCCUCCACCCUGCCUCCACACCUCCACACUAGUGAUUACAGGCCCUCCACCCUGCCUCCACACCUCCACACUAGUGACUACUGGCCCUCCACCCUGCCUCCACACCUGCACACUAGUGAUUACAGGCCCUCCACCCUGCCUCCACACCUCCACACUAGUGACUACAGGCCCUCCACCAUGCCUCCACACCUGCACACUAGUGAUUACCGGCCCUCCACCCUGCUUCCACACCUCCACACCAGUGACUACAGACCCUCCACCCUGCCUCCACAUCUCCACACUAGUGACUACAGGCCCUCCACCCUGCCUCCACAUCUCCACACUAGUGAUUACAGGCCCUCCACCCUGCCUCCACACCUGCACACUAGUGAUUACCGGCCCUCCACCCUGCUUCCACACCUCCACACUAGUGAUUACAGGCCCUCCACCCUGCCUCCACACCUCCACACUAGUGACUACUGGCCCUCCACCCUGCCACCACACCUCCACACUAGUGAUUACAGGCCCUCCACCCUGCCUCCACACCUGCACACUAGUGACUACUGGCCCUCCACCCUGCCUCCACACCUCCACACUAGUGAUUACAGGCCCUCCACUCUGCCUCCACACCUCCACACUAGUGACUACUGGCCCUCCACCCUGCCUCCACACCUGCACACUAGUGAUUACAGGCCCUCCACCCUGCCUCCACACCUCCACACUAGUGACUACAGGCCCUCCACCAUGCCUCCACACCUGCACACUAGUGAUUACCGGCCCUCCACCCUGCUUCCACACCUCCACACCAGUGACUACAGACCCUCCACCCUGCCUCCACGUCUCCACACUAGUGACUACAGGCCCUCCACCCUGCCUCCACACCUGCACACUAGUGAUUACCGGCCCUCCACCCUGCUUCCACACCUCCACACUAGUGAUUACAGGCCCUCCACCCUGCCUCCACACCUCGACACUAGUGACUACAGGCCCUCCACCCUGCCUCCACACCUGCACACUAGUGACUACUGGCCCUCCACCCUGCCUCCACACCUCCACACUAGUGAUUACAGGCCCUCCACCCUGCCUCCACACCUGCACACUAGUGAUUACAGGCCCUCCACCCUGCCUCCACACCUCCACACUAGUGACUACAGGCCCUCCACCCUGCCUCCACACCUGCACACUAGUGAUUACCGGCCCUCCACCCUGCUUCCACACCUCCACACCAGUGACUACAGACCCUCCACCCUGCCUCCACGUCUCCACACUAGUGACUACAGGCCCUCCACCCUGCCUCCACACCUCCACACUAGUGACUACAAGCCCUCCACCCUGCCUCCACAUCUCCACACUAGUGACUACAGGCCCUCCUCCCUGCCUCCACAUCUCCACACUAGUGACUACAGGCCCUCCACCCUGCCUCCACACCUGCACACUAGUGAUUACCGGCCCUCCACCCUGCUUCCACACCUCCACACUAGUGACUACAGGCCCUCUAUCCUGCCUCCACACCUGCACACUAGUGACUACAGGCCCUCCACCCUGCCUCCACAACUCCACACUAGUGACUAUAGGCCCUCCACCCUGCCUCCACAACUCCACACUAGUGACUACUGGCCCUCCACCCUGCCUCCACAACUCCACACUAGUGACUACAAGCCGUCCACCCUGCCUCCAACCUCCACAUUAGUGACUAAAGGCCCUUCACCCUGCCUCCACACCUCAACACUAGUGACUACAAGCCGUCCACCCUGCCUCCACACCUCCACACUAGUGACUACAGACCCUCCACCUGCUUCCACACCUCCACACUAG